AUGGCAGCUGAGGCUACCGUCGCGGCAGCUUCAGUUGCUGCUACUGCCGCGGCAGCCUUGGAUGUCGCGAUAAGGCUAAUCUCUGAAGCGGUGUUGAUGUCCAUAGUAUCCUCUGUCGCCGGACCUUCCAACGCCGCCACACCGACCUCCAAUCCCACCGGCAACCGUCCAGUGGGCUCUCGGCUACCUGGCUUCGAUUUGGGGACUCUUGCUUUGAUAUCUCCUGUGCAAGGUAAGACUGCUUUCUUAGCUGUGUUCAGGUCUGGCAGUUGCUCAAAGAUUGGGCAAAAGUCGAGAAUGGAGGACGUGCAUAUCUGCAUUGAUAAUUUAGUGAGUCAUCUUGGAGCUUCUGUCAAUUUCCCAUCUCUUGUUAGAAUUCUGUUGUCAGAUACUGAGAUAAAGCAAUUAGUAUUUGCAGGUUUUGACGGACAUGGAGGAUCUAAUGCAGCUUACUUUGUGAAAAAUAAUAUCCUCAAUUACAUAAUUGACGACAAGGAUUUCCCUUGA
Zingiber officinale is the source of this 507-nucleotide messenger RNA. RefSeq names its product probable protein phosphatase 2C 27. The record is from RefSeq and is a predicted model, not a curated record. Bases 1 to 507 code for a protein of 168 amino acids. Lineage: Eukaryota; Viridiplantae; Streptophyta; Magnoliopsida; Zingiberales; Zingiberaceae. The transcript has 3 exons.